AUGCCUAGCCACUCGUACACACUUCGCCAGCCGACUUCCGGGGAGGCCGAGGCCUUAUCAGCGCUUAUCUGCUCGUCCUGGACGCAAGCUUUUGGACACGCCGUCCCCGCCUCCGUUGUCGAAGAAGCCAUCGCAGGACCCUUAUCCCCUUCUACUAUCGAGCAACAGAUAUCAGACCCCUCCACCCACUUCCUAGUCGCCAGCUUCCAGCCGCAGCAAGGCUCCGAACAAAUCAUCGGGGUCGCCCAAUUACGAGCUGGGCUGUCCGAGGCUUGCCUCCAGCUCCCCAACUCCACAUCCCUCCGGAAGCUAUACGUGGACGCGGCGCACCACGGGACUGGCGUGGCUAGGGAUCUACUGCUAGCGGCGGAGGAGACGGCGCGAAAAGAUGGGUGGAGCAGUAUAUGGCUGACGGUGUGGGAGGGGAAUGCACGGGGAAAGAGGUUCUACGAGAAGAUGGGAUACGAGGUGAAGGGUCAGAAACCGUCUGAUCUGAGAGGCGGAAGUAGAGGAAUUGUGGACUUUGUCAUGGAGAAGGCGCUGUAG
Messenger RNA from Dioszegia hungarica, 546 nucleotides. Its product is annotated as acyl-CoA N-acyltransferase. NCBI's taxonomy places the organism in Eukaryota, Fungi, Basidiomycota, Tremellomycetes, Tremellales, Bulleribasidiaceae. Bases 1 to 546 code for a protein of 181 amino acids. Gene Ontology annotation, molecular function: acyltransferase activity, transferring groups other than amino-acyl groups. The transcript has a single exon. The record is from RefSeq and is a predicted model, not a curated record.